Molecule: messenger RNA, 770 nt
Organism: Didymodactylos carnosus
Lineage: Eukaryota; Metazoa; Rotifera; Eurotatoria; Philodinida; Philodinidae
Source: the annotation of a GenBank genome assembly
AUGGGGUUACAAAAUGUAUGCACGUGCGGGAAAGUCAAGCUAUUUGUAUCAUUCGAAGUCGAAGGUGACAGUCAAUUGAUAGUUAUUGAUUCGAAUAUUGGAUCAGCUGGUAAUAUUGUGAUUCGACUCACGCAAAAUUUACCUCCAAACGCAUUUAUUGCUUAUGAUAAUUAUUUUGCAACUAUUAGGUUAAUUAAAUUUCUAAAUACUAAACAAUAUCAUGUUGUAUCCACAAUGAGAUCAAAUCGUUUAAAUUCCUCUUUAUUAAAAUCUGAUAAACAGCUGAAGCAAGAAGGGAGAGGUUCAUUCGAUUCUCUGACUACUGAUAAUGGUCAUAUAGUAGUUACAAAAUGGUUUGACACUAAAGCAGUUUACAUACUCUCAAACUGUUUUGGUCCGACACCUGUCGGUGAAUCCAAAAGGUUCGAUCGAAAAAGUAACACUCAUAUAACAAUAUCACGACCAUAUUCAAUAAAUGGAUACAAUCAAUGCAUGGGUGGUGUUGACUCAUUUGAUAUGCUCAUGAGUUUAUAUCGAAUUCAAUUGAAAGGAAACAAGUGGUAUCGAAAAUUCUUUUACAAUUUCUUGGAUUCUUCUAUCAUCAAUUCGUGGCUCAUUUACACACAAAUAACGUCUUCUGAAGUUGAUCUUUUGAAUUUCAAGUUGAGUUUAGCUCAAGAAUUGGUUAUAUCCCUUGUCGAUAUCCGGUUACAAUCAUUUGCUACGACUGAUAUUUCAAGAUAUGAUCAAAUCGGACAUUUCCCUAGUUG